Messenger RNA from Zingiber officinale, 1038 nucleotides. RefSeq names its product probable aspartic protease At2g35615. The coding region runs from base 1 to 1038 and encodes 345 amino acids. Gene Ontology annotation, cellular component: extracellular region. NCBI's taxonomy places the organism in Eukaryota, Viridiplantae, Streptophyta, Magnoliopsida, Zingiberales, Zingiberaceae. The transcript has a single exon. The record is from RefSeq and is a predicted model, not a curated record.
AUGGAGUUCAGCAUGGGCACGCCAAACCUACAACAUGUGUGGGGCAUUCUCGACACCGAGAGCGAUCUAAACUGGGUCAACUGUGUGGGUUACGAAUGCUUCAACAAGACCACCACCCUAUUCAAUCAUAGUGCAUCCCUCUCCUACAACAAAUUAAUUUGCAAUUCCGAUGAGUGCAAGAGCAUUUUCCAAGGUCAUUGCUAUGAUGAUAAGAUGUGCGUGUACCAUUACUCCUACGCCGAUGGCUCCAACAUCGAUGGAAUGUUCUCCUCGGACACCUUUCGUUUCUACUCGUCAGAUACGAAACAAUUUACAUCCAUUCCAAAUAUGCUAUUCGGUUGUAACUUCCGGUCCUUUGACACCAUCGACAAUGACUUCGGUAGCACCAUUGGGUUGGGCCCCUCGUCGCCAUCUCUGAUCCACCAGCUCGCCCCUAAGUACAUCAGCAAGUACUUCUCAUAUUGCCUAGACUCCUGGCUCUAUGGGGGACUCGCUAGCAGGCUCUUCUUGGGAUGUGACAAUGCCACUAUUAUCGGAAACACGAAUGUCACGUCGUUCAUGACACAAGAUAACUACUAUGUUGUGCAGCUUAAUGCCAUCUCUAUCCCGGGUGAAUUCAACAUCGAUUACAGUACUAGGAGGUCCAAGUUGAGGGUCGACAACAUCAUCUUUGACUCCGACAUUGCCAUGACCAUACUAGACACUCAAGUGGUGGACGAGUUGCUGAGGGAAUUGACGAAUUAUGUUAGCUUGCCAACUGUGAUGCUGGAAGACCCAUUCAAAUUGUGCUUCAAAGUGCACUUGACGGAACAAGAGGAGGAGUUGCCAGGGUUGUUGUUCUCAUUUGCCGGGGAGUUGGGGAACUUCAGGGUGAGCCCUGAAAACCUGUUUACAUGGUUUGGUGUGCAUGUGAAAUGCAUGGUGAUAUUGGGAAUGAAUGGUAUGCAGAUCUUUGGGAAUGUUAUGCAGAAAGAUGUUUUGGUUGGACAUGAUCUAGAAAAAAUGGAAUUGACCCUUACAGAGAAAAAAUGUAUCUAG